Dipodomys ordii (Ord's kangaroo rat) is the source of this 5213-nucleotide messenger RNA. It is a transcript of the gene Grin2a, whose product is annotated as glutamate receptor, ionotropic, N-methyl D-aspartate 2A. The record is from RefSeq and is a predicted model, not a curated record. Gene Ontology annotation, cellular component: plasma membrane; postsynaptic membrane; postsynaptic density membrane. Gene Ontology annotation, biological process: long-term synaptic potentiation; monoatomic ion transport; synaptic transmission, glutamatergic. Lineage: Eukaryota; Metazoa; Chordata; Mammalia; Rodentia; Heteromyidae. The transcript is spliced from 13 exons. The coding region runs from base 582 to 4958 and encodes 1458 amino acids. Gene Ontology annotation, molecular function: NMDA glutamate receptor activity; transmitter-gated monoatomic ion channel activity involved in regulation of postsynaptic membrane potential.
GCUCAGCAGCUCCCGGUCGCACAACUCCCAGCAGCCGGCGGCGCCCGGGAGGUGGUAGGGGGGCGAGGAUGGAGGCGCCCAGCUAGCUUCUCGUGGGUGGCCCACACCCGGGGCCCCCUGUCCCCCUGUGCGCCCCUGAGCGGAGCUGGCGUUGUCCACUACCGACCCCGAGGAACCCGCAUCGGGGGAGGGGGUCCGGUGGGGGGGUCGUCUCGGGCGCCGAGCUUCAAGCUCGGGCUCUGUGGUCGAGCCCCCCGGGGCGCGUAAGGGGGGUAGUGAGCAUUGCAGACUGCAGCGUUCCCCUCCCCACCCCCCUUCCCGCACGCCACCGUGGGCUGACCCUGCCUCUCCAUCUCUCCUCCGCCCGGGCAGAGCCCUGCUGCAGCGCCUCUGGCUGGGAUAGCCGCCCCCCGUGGGGGCGAUGCGGACAGCGCGGGACAGCCUGGCGAGCGCGCGGGGGCCGCAGCAUGCGGGAGCCCGCUAAACCCGGUGGCUGCUGAGGCGGCCGAGAUGCUCGUGCGCGCAGCGCGCCCCACCGCAUCCUCGACCUUCCCCGGCUACAGGGACCGCAAGCGGCGACUAUGGGCCGACUGGGCUAUUGGACCUUGCUGGUGCUGCCGGCCCUUCUGGUCUGGCGCGGUCCGGCGCAGAGCCAGGCGGCGGAGAAGGGUCCCCCGGCGCUGAACAUUGCCGUGUUGCUGGGUCACAGCCACGACGUGACGGAGCGCGAACUUCGAAACUUGUGGGGCCCGGAGCAGGCAGCUGGGCUGCCCAUGGACGUGAACGUGGUAGCACUGCUGAUGAACCGCACGGACCCCAAGAGCCUCAUCACGCACGUGUGCGACCUCAUGUCCGGGGCGCGUAUCCACGGCCUCGUGUUUGGAGACGACACUGACCAGGAGGCUGUGGCUCAGAUGCUGGAUUUUAUAUCCUCACAGACUUUCGUCCCCAUCUUGGGCAUCCACGGGGGUGCAUCUAUGAUCAUGGCUGACAAGGAUCCAAUGUCUACUUUCUUUCAAUUUGGAGCAUCCAUCCAGCAGCAGGCCACCGUCAUGCUGAAAAUCAUGCAGGAUUAUGACUGGCAUGUCUUCUCCUUGGUGACCACCAUCUUCCCUGGCUACAGGGACUUCAUCGGCUUUGUCAAGACCACGGUGGACAACAGCUUUGUGGGUUGGGACAUGCAGAACGUCAUCACCCUGGAUACCUCCUUCGAGGACGCCAAGACACAAGUCCAGCUGAAGAAGAUCCACUCUUCCGUCAUCUUGCUUUACUGUUCCAAAGACGAAGCUGUCCUCAUCCUGAGUGAGGCUCGCUCCCUUGGCCUCACUGGAUACGAGUUCUUCUGGAUUGUUCCCAGCUUGGUGUCCGGGAACACAGAACUCAUUCCCAAAGAGUUUCCAUCAGGACUCAUUUCUGUCUCCUAUGACGACUGGGACUACAGCCUGGAGUCCAGAGUGAGGGAUGGGCUUGGCAUCCUCACCACGGCCGCAUCUUCCAUGUUGGAGAAGUUCUCCUACAUCCCCGAGGCCAAGGCCAGCUGCUAUGGGCAGACAGAGAAGCCGGAGACCCCGCUCCACACUUUGCACCAAUUUAUGGUCAAUGUGACAUGGGAUGGCAAAGACUUGUCCUUCACCGAGGAAGGCUACCAGGUGCACCCCAGGCUGGUGGUGAUCGUGCUGAACAAAGACCGCGAGUGGGAGAAGGUGGGAAAGUGGGAAAACCAGACCCUGAGCCUGAGGCAUGCCGUGUGGCCGAGGUACAAGUCCUUCUCAGACUGCGAGCCGGACGACAACCACCUGAGCAUCGUCACCCUGGAGGAGGCCCCCUUCGUCAUCGUGGAAGACAUAGACCCGCUCACCGAGACCUGUGUGAGGAACACCGUGCCCUGCCGGAAGUUUGUCAAAAUCAACAAUUCCACCAAUGAGGGGAUGAACGUUAAGAAAUGCUGCAAGGGAUUCUGCAUCGACAUCCUGAAGAAGCUGUCCAGGACCGUGAAGUUCACCUAUGACCUCUACCUGGUGACCAAUGGGAAGCAUGGCAAGAAAGUGAACAAUGUGUGGAAUGGAAUGAUUGGGGAAGUGGUGUAUCAGCGAGCAGUCAUGGCCGUGGGUUCGCUCACCAUCAAUGAGGAACGUUCAGAAGUGGUGGACUUCUCCGUCCCUUUCGUGGAGACGGGAAUCAGCGUCAUGGUUUCGAGGAGCAAUGGCACCGUGUCACCGUCGGCUUUUCUAGAACCGUUCAGCGCCUCCGUCUGGGUGAUGAUGUUUGUCAUGCUGCUCAUCGUCUCAGCCAUAGCUGUGUUUGUCUUUGAAUACUUCAGUCCUGUUGGAUACAACAGAAACUUAGCCAAAGGGAAAGCACCCCACGGGCCUUCGUUUACAAUCGGCAAAGCGAUCUGGCUGCUCUGGGGCCUGGUGUUCAACAAUUCUGUGCCUGUCCAGAACCCAAAAGGCACCACCAGCAAGAUCAUGGUGUCCGUGUGGGCCUUCUUCGCUGUCAUCUUCCUGGCCAGUUACACAGCCAACCUGGCUGCCUUUAUGAUCCAGGAGGAAUUCGUCGACCAAGUGACUGGCCUCAGUGACAAAAAGUUUCAGAGACCUCAUGACUACUCCCCACCUUUUCGAUUCGGGACAGUGCCUAAUGGGAGUACAGAGAGAAACAUUCGGAAUAACUAUCCGUAUAUGCAUCAGUACAUGACCAAAUUCAACCAGAAGGGAGUGGAGGACGCCUUGGUCAGCCUGAAAACGGGGAAGUUGGACGCUUUCAUCUAUGACGCGGCGGUGUUGAAUUACAAGGCCGGGAGGGACGAAGGCUGCAAGCUGGUGACCAUCGGGAGUGGGUACAUCUUUGCCACCACGGGCUAUGGAAUUGCCCUCCAGAAGGGCUCCCCCUGGAAGAGGCAGAUCGACCUGGCUCUGCUGCAGUUUGUGGGUGAUGGUGAGAUGGAGGAGCUGGAGACCCUGUGGCUCACAGGCAUCUGCCACAACGAAAAGAACGAGGUGAUGAGCAGCCAGCUGGACAUCGACAACAUGGCGGGCGUGUUCUACAUGCUAGCGGCGGCCAUGGCCCUCAGCCUCAUCACCUUCAUCUGGGAGCACCUCUUCUAUUGGAAGCUGCGCUUCUGCUUCACGGGCGUGUGCUCCGACCGCCCAGGGCUGCUCUUCUCCAUCAGCAGGGGCAUCUACAGCUGCAUCCACGGAGUGCACAUCGAAGAGAAGAAGAAGUCGCCCGACUUCAACCUGACGGGAUCCCAGAGCAACAUGCUCAAGCUCCUCCGCUCCGCCAAAAACAUCUCCAACAUGUCCAACAUGAACUCCUCCAGGAUGGACUCCCCCAAACGAACGGCGGACUACAUCCAAAGAGGGUCCCUCAUCGUCGACAUGGCGUCCGACAAGGGGAAUCUGAUCUACGCAGACAACAGGUCCUUUCAGGGGAAGGAGAGCAUUUUUGGGGACAACAUGAACGAACUCCAGACGUUUGUGGCCAACAGGCACAAGGACAACCUGAAUAACUACGUGUUCCAAGGACAGCACCCCCUGACGCUCAACGAGUCCAACCCCAACACGGUGGAGGUGGCCGUGAGCACGGAGUCCAAGGGCAACUCCAGGCCCCGGCAGCUCUGGAAGAAAUCCAUGGAGUCUCUGCGCCAGGAUUCUCUGAGCCAGAACCCGGUCUCCCAGAGGGAUGAGGUGAGUGUAGAGAACAGGACCCGCUCCCUCAAGAGCCCCAGGUACCUUCCAGAAGAGGUGGCGCACUCCGACAUCUCGGAAGCGUCGAGUCGGACCGCGUGCCUCAGAGAGCCCGACAACAAUAAGAACCACAAGACCAAGGACAACUUCAAAAGGUCCCUGGCCUCCAAGUACCCCAAGGACUGCAGCGAGGUGGAACGCACCUUCCUGAAAACCAAAGCCAGCUCCCCCAGGGACAAGAUCUACACCAUCGACGGCGAGAAGGACCCCCCUUUCCAGCUGGAGCCUCCCCAGUUCGUGGAAAGCCUGACCGUCCCCGACACCUACCAGGAUCACAACGACAAUUUCCGGAAGGGCGACGCCACGCUGCCGGUGAACAGGAACCCCCUGCAUCGCGAAGACGGCCCCCCCAACAACGACCAGUACAAGCUGUACGCCAAGCACUUCACCCUGAAAGACAAGGGGUCCCCCCACAGCGAGGGCAGCGACCGCUACCGGCAGAACUCCACCCACUGCCGCAGCUGCCUCUCCAACCUGCCCACCUACUCGGGCCACUUCACCAUGCGCUCCCCCUUCAAGUGCGAUGCCUGCCUGCGCAUGGGCAACCUGUACGACAUCGACGAGGACCAGAUGCUGCAGGACACCGGGAGCCCGGCCGCCCGCGACGAGGCCUACCGGCAGGACUGGACACAGAACAACGCCCUCCAGUUCCAGAAGAACAAGCUGCGGAUCAGCCGGCAGCACUCCUACGACAACAUCCUAGACAAACCCAGGGAGAUAGACCCGAGCAGGCCCUCCCGGAGCAUAAGCCUCAAAGACAGAGAACGGCUGCUGGAGGGCAACUUGUACGGGAGCCUGUUCAGCGUCCCCUCCAGCAAACUCUUGGGGAACAAGAGCUCCCUUUUCCCCCAAGGUCUGGAGGACAGCAAGAGGAGCAAGUCCCUCUUGCCGGACCACACAUCCGACAACCCUUUCCUGCACACGUACGGGGAUGAUCAGCGUUUAGUGAUCGGGAGAUGCCCGUCAGACCCGUACAAACACUCCCUGCCAUCUCAGGCCCUGAAUGACAGCUACCUUCGGUCAUCCUUGCGGUCGACCGCGUCGUACUGCUCCAGGGACAGCCGGGCCCCCAGUGACGUGUAUAUUUCCGAGCAUGUUAUGCCUUAUGCUGCAAAUAAGAAUAAUAUGUACUCUACCCCCAGGGUUUUAAAUUCCUGCAGCAAUAGACGCGUGUACAAGAAAAUGCCUAGUAUUGAAUCUGACGUUUAGAAGCUUCCAUUAAUGUUUUAUCUCUAGGGAAACAUGGAAUGGUCAGCGUUGUGGAGGGUAAAUGUCGGAGGCCCAGUUAUGCCCUGCUGGGAGAAACGGGGACUUAGGGAGGUUUUUUUUUUUUUGUAUUGAUUUAUUGAUUUAUUUUUCUUGGCUCUUUUUGCACAUGGCUCCAUGCCAUAAUCUUCACUCAAGGACCUUGUGGGGUGUGUGCUGAGCAUGGCCGAUAACAAGAUAGGUGAGUCCUUAACCAAA